Molecule: messenger RNA, 1509 nt
Organism: Corylus avellana
Lineage: Eukaryota; Viridiplantae; Streptophyta; Magnoliopsida; Fagales; Betulaceae
Product: Hyaluronan / mRNA binding family
Cellular component (GO): nucleus; cytoplasm
Molecular function (GO): RNA binding
Source: RefSeq, a predicted model, not a curated record
CAGCCGCACUCUUAUUUCUCUGCCGCAUUGGCUUAGGGUUUUCCAGAGCUCCCACCAUAUUUCUCUCCCACUUUCCCACCAUUUUAUUUACUUUUUCUCUCGUCCCAAACAUAUCAUUUGUGCCGAAUAUCAGUUUCAUGGAGCUGAAUAAGCACUAGGUUUCGUGGUUGCUGUUUACGGUUCGUAAAGCUAGGGUUCUUUCGAUUCGGAGCACAAAGGAAUGGCAACCAUGAACCCUUUCGAUCUCUUGGGUGACGACGACAACGAAGACCCGAGUCUGCUCAUUGCCGCUCAGCAGCAGAAGCUGGCGUCGCCGAAGAAAUCCCAAGCUCCGGUUCAACCCGCUGCUCAGCCGGCUAAGCCAGCGAAGCUUCCCUCCAAGCCUCUUCCUCCGGCUCAAGCUGUGAGGGAGACAAAGAGUGAAGUGGGGCGUGGAGGGGGCCGUGGUGGUGGACGUGGGUAUGCACGUGGACAAGGUGGUGGAUUUUCUCGGGAUUCAGUUAACAAGGAGAAUAACUUUGGCAACAACAAUGGAUUCUCUGGAGGGUACAGACCAACUGAAGAGGGAGAUGCGGGGAAGACCUUUGAGAGGCGUGGCUCAGGUGGGCCACGCAGUGCCUUCCGUGGUGGUCCUCGUGGCGGUUUUAGCAAUGGAGAGGAUGCUGAAGGAGAACGUCCACGAAGGAUAUAUGAGCGCCGCAGUGGGACUGGACGUGGUAAUGAGAUUAAACGUGAAGGAUCUGGUCGUGGUAACUGGGGAACUCCAGAUGAUGAAGUUGCUCCGGACACUGAGGAGCCUGUAACUGAAAAUGAUAAGAAUGUUGUUGCUGAGAAACAAUUGGGAGAGGAAAAUGCUGGUCAUGAUAACAAAGAGAAUCCUGUUAAUGAGUCUGAAGAGAAGGAGCCCGAGGAUAAGGAGAUGACUUUAGAAGAGUAUGAGAAGGUACGUGAAGAGAAGAGAAAGGCUUUGCUUGCAUUGAAGGCUGAGGAAAGGAAGGUUGAUUUGGACAAAGACUUAGCGUCCAUGCAGCAGCUUUCAAGUAAGAAGGGAAAUGAUGACAUCUUUAUCAAACUGGGUUCUGAGAAGGACAAACGUAAAGAUGCUGACAAAGAAGAGAAAGCAAAGAAGUCUGUGAGCAUAAAUGAGUUUCUAAAGCCUGCUGAAGGGGAGAGGUACUAUAGUCCUGGUGGUCGGGGUCGAGGCCGUGGCCGUGGCAGUGGUUCAAGAGGUGGAUUUGGUGGAAGUAGCAGGAGCAAUGUUGGAGCCGGAGCCCCUGCGAUUGAAGAUCAGCGCCAGUUCCCCUCCUUGGGUGGCAAAUGAGAUUUCACCACUUAUUUUGGUGUCUUAUCAUUUCAGGAGUUUGAGUGGCAGGUUAUCCACAGGCAUACUUUAAACCAUCUUUAAUAUUAUGUUUUAAGAGUGCAUAUUUUAGAUAUUAUGUCUUGGACCUGAGAAUUCGUGCAUCAGUUUUGAUUUGAGUAGGUGGAGAACACAGUUAUUUUUGGGCA